This is a messenger RNA of Vitis riparia (riverbank grape), 1989 nucleotides long. RefSeq names its product protein EDS1-like. The record is from RefSeq and is a predicted model, not a curated record. Bases 22 to 1893 code for a protein of 623 amino acids. Gene Ontology annotation, biological process: defense response; lipid metabolic process. NCBI's taxonomy places the organism in Eukaryota, Viridiplantae, Streptophyta, Magnoliopsida, Vitales, Vitaceae. The transcript is spliced from 3 exons.
UUAUCUGUUCAGUGAUCCGAAAUGGCCGAUAAACCACUCACUCUCUUGCCCACUGGUUAUAAAUCAAGCUGCAGCGUCACAGCUUCAAAUCACACACAGAGAGAGAAAAUGGGAGAAACACUUGGAGAUCGUAUUGGGUUGAGCGACGAAGUCAUUAAUGCAGCGGCUUCUCUAGCCAUGGAAGCCCACGAUUGCACUGGUAAGCCAUUUCUUCGCAAGAAAGGCUUACCCGUUACUGUUUUUGCAUUUGCUGGAUCUUGGCUUCCCGAUGAUUGGUGUGCACAGCCACCUUUUGGAGAAACGAAGAUGGAUACUAGUAACUUUCCUUCGCUUAAAAGUUUAGGCGAUGAAGGAGUCGCUCUGGUCAACGGGUCGUUUCUCCGGCGAUUCAAUGCCAUCCAAUCAUCACUUGCCAAAAAGGUGAAAAAAGUAAUUGGAGAGAAGAAGCAAGUUGUUUUCACCGGCUACUCGUCGGGUGCUCCGGUGGCCAUCCUGGCAACUCUAUACCUCUUGGAGAAGUCAGAGCCCAAUCAGAGCCCACCCCGCUGCGUCACUUUCGGAUCCCCCCUCGUCGGUGAUCGGAUCUUCGGUCGUGCUGUCAGGCGGGAGAAAUGGUCCGACCACUUCGUUCAUUUUGUUAUGAGAUACGAUGUGAUCCCUCGGAUUAUGCUUGGCCCUUCAUCCACUGAGCACAAACAAAUUCUCGAUUUCUUCAAUCCCAGAUCUGAAUUCUUCAGAAAACCCAUUGAUUCUCCUUUAGGUUUCUAUUCCAGCGUGAUGAGGAAUGCAUCCUUGGUUGCAAACUAUGAUGCCUGCAAUCUCAUGGGAUGCAAAAUCCCGGCGUUGGAAACUCUAAGGAACUUCAUUGAGCUCAGCCCUUAUAGACCUUUCGGAACUUACAUCUUCUGCAGUGGAAGUGGAAAACUGGUUGUCGUAAGGAACCCGAAUGCAGUACUGCAGAUACUGUUUUACUGUGCUCAGUGGAGCCAAGAACAAGAUGCACAGGCGGCAAAAAAAGGCCUAAUUGAACACUUGGACUACCAAAAGGAACUACAGAGCUUAGGAAAGCAGAAUGUAGUCUAUCUAGAUCAUCUGGAAGAGCUUCCGGUGUCUUCUGAUGGCAGUCCAGCCACAGUCAACACGACCUUGAAUGACCUCGGCCUGAGCACACAAGCCAUGCUAUGCCUUCAAGCUACAGGAGAGUUGGAGAAGCUAAAGUCAAGAAACCAGGAUAAGAUCAUUAAUGAUUAUAAGCAAAAGAUUGAAGGUGAAUUAAAAAAGCUGAGUAAGUACAAGGAAAAGGCCGAGACUUGCGGACUGGGCUACUAUGAUUCCUUCAAGCUCCAAGAAAAAGAAGAUGACUUCCAGGCUAAUGUGAGCAGGCUUGUGCUAGCUGGUUACUGGGACGAGAUGAUGGAAAUGUUAAUAGCGUAUGAACUUCCGGAUGAAUUUGAGAAGAGCCAUGACUUUAUACGACUUGGAACCGAUUAUCGCCGCACGGUUGAGCCUCUAGAUAUUGCCAACUUCUAUCGACACGCCAAGGAUGAAGAGACAGGGUUCUACGUGAAAAAGGGGACUCGACCAAAACGAUAUCGAUACAUCCAAAAUUGGCUCGAGCAUGCUGAAAAGAAGCCAUCUGGAUCCCGCUCAGAAUCCUGUUUCUGGGCUGAGGUAGAGGACCUCCGCAUUAAAACUAGAAGCAACGGAUCCUCUCCAGAAAUUAAGCAGAAGGUUCAGCAACUGGGGCAAAAUCUUAUUAAAUGGAUUGAUGAUGAAUCUUUGGGCAAGGAUGUGUUGUUGGAGAAUUCCACCUUUGUUAAAUGGUGGAAACCCCUUCCUCCUGAGUAUAAAUCAGAACCCGAAUCAUCUCGCAUUAUGAAACUCAUCCAUUAGAAAGAUUGAGAGGGUUUCAUGCUGUUAUCUCGAGGCAUUUGUUCAAAGCCAAUAAACCCUGUAAAUAAGCUCUAGCUUUGACUGCUCUCUUGAUAA